AUGAAUUUGAGUAUGCGGAAUGUGAUCCGUUACGCGAGUUCUCGUCUGUACAAAGACCUGAGGAUGUUGGUAUCUGAACGGGAACGAACCAUUGCCGCACUUGACAAUGCCACACAACACACUUUUUUGAAUUCGAUCAGUAUCAUGAGUCAACGCUAUCAACAGCGAUUUGUAAGUAAAUUAUUGGAGAAUAAAAUCGAUUUGGAUGUUCGUAUUGAUAAUAUAUGGCAAAAAUUGACUCGAGUCGAGAACACGUCCACACUGAGUCCAGCACAGAUAGAUUGGCUGUUCAGUGUGCCGUACAGUACCCUUCUCAGAACUCAUUGUAUGAUUACAGCACAACAACCACAACAGUUUCAUAUGAAUAUUGAUAUGGUAAACCAACCAGCAAUAUCUUCGUAUCAGUUGCAACAAUUAAAAGCAACUGAACGCAAUAUGCGUCAACGGAUUAAUGAUCAACUACAAGCUUAUCAUCAUCAACGUCUUUAUAAUAACAAUGCUAAAUUCAAUAAUAUUGAUAAUAAGAAUGAUCCAAAGCGCUUGUUAUAUUCAAUUCCGCCACCGAUGCAUAUCCCUCCUCCAACGCUCCUCUAUCAAGGUGCCAGUUUAAUGGCACCACCCCCGCCCGGACCACUACCCAUCCCUCCACCACCCUAUCCAAAUUAUCACUAUCAUUAUCACCAACAUCACCAUCAAUUUUCAAAAGCUUUACCAGUCCACUUCGUUUUGAAUUGA
Anisakis simplex (herring worm) is the source of this 735-nucleotide messenger RNA. The record is from the annotation of a GenBank genome assembly. Lineage: Eukaryota; Metazoa; Nematoda; Chromadorea; Rhabditida; Anisakidae.